Diachasmimorpha longicaudata is the source of this 2560-nucleotide messenger RNA. Its product is annotated as synaptic vesicle glycoprotein 2C-like. The record is from RefSeq and is a predicted model, not a curated record. The coding region runs from base 713 to 2329 and encodes 538 amino acids. Gene Ontology annotation, biological process: transmembrane transport. The transcript has 11 exons. Gene Ontology annotation, cellular component: membrane. Gene Ontology annotation, molecular function: transmembrane transporter activity. Lineage: Eukaryota; Metazoa; Arthropoda; Insecta; Hymenoptera; Braconidae.
UAAAAUCGUAAUACAGUUCAGAAACGUCUUAAUAUUUAAAUCUUUUAGUGCACAUCCUGAUAGAAUCGCUAGUAAACUGUGACAUUGGUAUAAAAAUGACGCUAAAUCAAAAUGAAUAUUCUGAGAAAAGUAUAAAAUUUAUAAUUCUUUAUAAAAGCAGCUUCCUUACACGAUUCUCCAUAGCUCAUUACGAGAAUUCAUUUAAUUAGUAUUUUCCUGUGUGGAAGUAUUAAAGUUAUACAGUUUAAUCGAUAGUGUUAUAACACGUCUUUUUGAAAUUCACAAAACAAGAAAAACCCGGAAAAUUGCAUGAGGAAAGUCCGCCGGGAUAAUUUGUGAGAUCAAAUGAUGCUCGGACCGAAAUGAGGAAAAGUUGACGCAUAAUAAAAAGUGCCGUCGGAGGGAUCGAAUGGCCGAUGCUUAUAACGUCUGGUACCGAUACGUUUGUUGUCAGAUCACAAACGCUAUCGGAGUUCACGGCGACCGCCUCACAUUUUGAAAGUAUUAAGUUUCAUUGAUUUUGUUCAACAAUGGUAGCAUUAUGAUUCAUUUUGACAAUUUACUGCGUUUUUUGCAUUGCCACCGGUCUGGGAAAUCAAACGAUCGAUGAUUUUUGUCGUGUGACAAGUGGUUUAAGUGUAAUAUUAGUUCAUUGAAAUUUCUAUCUGAAUUUUCCUAAGUUCCCGGUCAUUAUUUCGAAAAAUCGUUCAGGAUGACUUGCGACGAAGUGUGCGAUGACGCACUGGCGAAGGAACGAUCCAUCGACACUGCGAUUGAACUAGCAGGAACUGGAAAAUUCACAAAAAAAGUCAUAAUCAUCGGUGCAUUGAUGGUGCUGAAUGCAUCAUUCGUGACAACGAGUAUAAGUCUGAUAUUCCCUGCAGCUUCUUGUGACUUCAAUUUGAGUACUCUGGAUCAGGGAGUUAUAACUGCAACCCCCCUUUUAGGGAUGAUUUUUGGUUCCUAUUUCUACGGUUGCCUGGCCGAUUUGAGUGGACGAAAAAGGGCCCUAUUAGUAACUUUAUUCUCCCAAGGAUUAUUUGAAGCUCUGUCUGCUGUAGUUUCAAACUACUGGGGAUUCUUGUUCUUCAAAUUUCUCACCGGAUUCUCACUAAUUGCUCAGAAUGGAGUGGGGUAUCCGUAUGUCGGCGAAUGUCUACCACCGAAACUCCGACGACAAGUGCUUUGCGCACUGGAAAUCGCGUGGAUAAUUGGAAUGAUAAUUUUGCCAGGUUUUGCUUGGGCAAUCAUUCCACUAGAAUUCACUUAUACAACUGAUUAUUUCUUCUUCCACUCGUGGAACCUCUUCGUACUCCUGUAUUCACUUCUCGCACCGGCACUGGCACUAUGGCUCUUGACGUUUCCUGAAACUCCAAAGUAUCUUGCCGAUUGUGGAGAAGAUGCAAAACUCGCUGAGGCGCUUGGAGUUAUGCAUUCAGAAAAUACGGGCCGACCAUUCAAGGAAUAUCUUGAGGCCUUAACGAAGCACGACCUACGGGAUCUUCGCACUCGCCUGGAAUCUCCGAGCAGCCGAAAGCAUGAGCUUUCAAAAUCUGAGAGAACCGGAAAAAUGUGCAUGGAAAUUGUGGCCAAUACAGUAAAACUGCUGAGGCCUCCAUUCCUCAAGCAAACUGCCCUAAUUUGUGCACUUCAAUUCUGCAUCGGCUCAACGUAUUUUUCCUUUGCCCUGUGGUUUGCAGAAUUAAUCCGACGAUUGGAGAACUUUGAGGCCACGUUUCCAGGGGAACCCUCGUGGAUCUGCAGUGUUGUUCCUAAAGAUGUUCCUACAAAUAUAACGAUUGAAACAGGGAAAUGUUUACCAGAAAUUCCCACGAAUGUUUACAUGCAUACGCUAAUCAUCAGUCUAGCAUGUUUACCUUCGAAUAUUCUAGUCCCACUUUGUAUAGAAAAACUUGGCUAUAAAUUUUUCAUAGUGACAUAUAAUGCCGGAGCAUUCUUCAUAACAGCUGGAUUAUUUUUCGUACAAUCAUCGAUUCAAAAUCUAAUUCUAUCAGCGUUUUAUGAAGCUUUCACAUCAGUUGGUUUAGCUCUAGUACUAGUAGUCAUUACAGAAUUAUAUCCCACGCAAAUUAGAGCAACAGCAUCAGCAUUUGGUAUGUUGCUGGGAAGAAUAGGUGGAGUCUUUGGGAAUCUGCUGAUUGGAUAUCUGAUCGACAAAUACUGUGGCUCCUUCAUCGUCAUAACCAUGGGUCAACUCUUAGUUUGUGUAAUCAUCGGUUUUAUCCUGCCAGUGAAGAGAGGAGAGAAGAAGACAGUGACUGAAUUUUGCGAAUCACCAGUGUAUAGGAUAGAUGUCACACACCUCUAGAAGAAAAAAGUUUUUCACGUAGUUAUUACCAAUAUAAAAUGUCAAAAUAGUUUCCACGACGCAUUUACCAUCGAACUAAAAAGUACAGGCCCUCGACAGGGCGGGAUUUUUUAUUUUUUAUUUUUUAUCUCAGGACAUGGAGGGAGAGGAAGAGAGAUAUUUUAAUUUUCUAUUUAAUAUAAUUUAUAUUAAACAAUUAUUUUAUCUAAUUAAAGAAUUUCCCACACCUCA